GCGGGGAAGGAAGGGCUAUAGGAGUUGAAGAGGCAGCUGGUCUGGACUGGAAUGGGUCCCCCUUGUUCCCUGCACAAUCUUCGGGACCAUGAGCAAUUCCCUUGAAAGGACCAGAAGAGAAGCCCCCAAGGAGGUGCUGGACUGGACUUUUACAGGGACCACCUGAAGCAGGACGUUUUCCUGCACUGAAGUCGCCAGCUGAAGACGGGCCUGUGUGUGCCCCCCAUGAACAGAGCUGUUCCAGAGGUGUUCCUCGCGGGUGGAGACCUGGUACCCCAAGGCCACAUUCGCCGCUGCCUGUCUGCAGUAGAGUCCAGAGAACAGCUGGAGGAAGAGAAGGAGGAUGAGGGAAAAAAGAAGGAGGGGAACAGCUCCCAUGCUGUACCCCUCCGAAGAUCAGGGGCUUUCCGUGCCCAUGGUCACAACUACGACUCCUUUAAAAGACACAGUUGGGGGCCUGACAGGGAACCCCAGGACUCACUGAGCAGGAAGAGACUGCAGGCACUGGGAAGCCCAAGCCCCGAAGAGGCUCCCUUACUGCAGAGCCAAGAGGAACUGGACACCUUUCUGGGACUGCAGCACCAGGGUACCCAACCAUCCUGCCUGGGUCAAGAUUCCUGUCAUCCACCUGCUGGCCCUUUGGCACACUCAGCCACUGGUAUGCUUUCUAAGUCUGUAUCCCUGAGUGGCCUCAACUCCCUCUUGGACUGUUCAGAUCCAAAUGGGUAUUUAUCCCAGUCCUCUGCCACUGACCUCAGGAAAAGCUCUAGCCAGCUGGAAGGGCACUCAGGUUCCUGGGCAGGCUCCUCCCUGCGACGCACCUUCAGCUUCCUCUUGGGCAUGACCGGAAAGGCCAAGACCCGAGAGAAGGAGAAAAUGAGGGAAGCCAAGGAUGCCCGCUACACCAAUGGGCACCUCUUCACCACCAUCUCGGUUUCAGGCAUGACCAUGUGCUACGCCUGCAACAAGAGCAUCACUGCCAAGGAAGCCCUCAUCUGCCCAACCUGCAAUGUGACUAUCCACAACCGCUGUAAAGACACCCUCGCCAACUGUACCAAGGUCAAGCAGAAGCAACAGAAAGCCGCUCUGCUGAAGAACAACACUGCCUUGCAGUCUGUUUCCCUCCGAAGUAAGACAACCAUCCGGGAGCGGCCCAGUUCCGCCAUCUAUCCCUCCGACAGCUUCCGGCAGUCUCUCCUUGGCUCUCGCCGUGGCCGCUCCUCCCUGUCAUUAGCUAAGAGUGUUUCUACCACCAACAUUGCUGGACACUUCAACGAUGAGUCUCCCCUGGGGCUGCGCCGGAUCCUCUCACAGUCCACAGACUCCCUCAACAUGCGGAACCGAGCCCUGUCUGUGGAGUCUCUCAUUGACGAAGGUGCGGAGGUGAUCUACAAUGAGCUGAUGAGUGAAUUUGAGAUGGAUGAGAAGGACUUCACAGCUGAUUCCUGGAGCCUGGCCGUGGAUGGCAGCUUCCUACAGCAGCAUAAAAAGGAGGUGAUGAAGCAGCAGGAUGUCAUCUAUGAGUUAAUCCAGACAGAGCUGCACCACGUGAGGACGUUGAAGAUCAUGACCCGCCUCUUCCGAGCGGGGAUGCUGGAAGAGCUGCAGCUGGAACCAGGAGUGGUCCAGGGCCUGUUUCCCUGUGUGGACGAGCUCAGUGACAUCCACAUGCGCUUCCUUAGCCAGCUUUUAGAGCGCCGGCGCCAGGCCCUGUCCCCUGGCAGUACCCGGAAUUUUGUCAUCCACCGCUUGGGUGACCUGCUCAUCAGCCAGUUCUCAGGGCCCAGCGCAGAGCAGAUGCGUAAGACCUACUCCGAGUUCUGCAGCCGCCACACCAAGGCUUUAAAGCUCUAUAAGGAGCUGUACGCCCGAGACAAACGUUUCCAACAAUUCAUCCGGAAAGUGACACGCUCAGCUGUGCUGAAGCGGCAUGGGGUGCAGGAGUGCAUCCUGCUGGUGACACAGCGCAUCACCAAGUACCCAGUGCUUAUCGGCCGCAUCCUGCAGUACUGCCAUGGGAGCGAGGAGGAGCAUCAAGACCUAACAGCAGCACUAGGGCUGGUGAAGGAGUUACUGUCCAACGUGGACCAAGACGUGCAUGAGCUGGAGAAGGGGGCCCGUCUGCAGGAGAUCUACAACCGCAUGGAUCCCCGGGCCCAGACCCCGGUGCCUGGCAAGGGCCCCUUUGGCCGAGAGGAACUUCUGCGGCGUAAGCUCAUCCACGAUGGCUGCCUGCUCUGGAAGACAGCCACUGGGCGCUUCAAAGAUGUGCUAAUGCUGCUGAUGACAGAUGUGCUGGUGUUUCUGCAGGAAAAGGACCAGAAGUACAUCUUUCCCACACUGGACAAGCCCUCAGUGGUAUCACUGCAGAAUUUAAUUGUGCGGGACAUCGCUAACCAGGAGAAAGGAAUGUUUCUGAUCAGUGCAGCCCCGCCCGAGAUGUAUGAGGUGCACACAGCUUCCCGGGAUGACCGGAGCACCUGGAUCCGCGUCAUUCAGCGGAGUGUAUGCGUGUGCCCAUCCAGGGAAGACUUCCCCCUGAUUGAGACAGAAGAUGAGGCUUACCUGCGGCGAAUCAAGAUGGAGCUGCGGCAGAAGGACCAGGCACUGGUGGAGCUGCUGCAGGAGAAAGUUGGGCUGUUUGCUGAGAUGACUCAUUUCCAGGCAGAAGAGGAUGGCAACAGUGGGAUGUCCCUGCCCACCCUGCCCCGGGGCCUUUUCCGCUCAGAGUCUCUUGAGUCCCCUCGUGGCGAGCGCCUGCUGCAGGAUGCUAUCCGUGAGGUGGAGAGCCUGAAAGACCUGCUGGUGGGUCCUGGGGUAGAAUUGCUCUUGAUGCCCCGAGAACCAGCCUUGCCCUUGGAACUAGACAGCGGUGGUAACACGAGUCCUGGAGUCACUGCCAAUGGUGAGGCCAGAACCUUCAAUGGCUCCAUUGAACUUUGUAGAGCUGACUCAGACUCCAGCCAGAAGGAUCGAAAUGGAAAUCAGCUGAGAUCUCCCCAGGAGGAGGCGUUACAGCGAUUGGUCAAUCUCUAUGGACUUCUGCAUGGCCUACAGGCGGCUGUGGCCCAGCAGGACACUUUGAUGGAAGCCCGGUUCCCUGAAGGCCCUGAGAGGAGGGAGAAGUUGUCCCGAGCCAACUCCCGGGAUGGGGAAGCUGGCAGAUCUGGGGCUGUGCCCACAGCUCCUGAAAAGCAGGCCACUGAGUUGGCCCUGCUGCAGCGGCAGCAUGCGCUGCUGCAGGAGGAGCUGCGGCGUUGCCGGCGGCUGGGUGAAGAGCGGGCUACCGAAGCCGGCAGCCUGGAAGCCCGCCUCCGAGAGAGUGAGCAGGCCCGGGCUGUGCUGGAGCGGGAGGCUGAAGAGGCACGCAGGCAACUGGCUGCCCUGGGCCAGACAGAGCCACUCCCAGCUGAGGCCCCAUGGGCCCGCAGGCCUGUGGACCCAAGGCGGCGCAGCCUCCCAGCAGGCGAUGCCCUGUACCUGAGUUUCAACCCCCCACAGCCCAGCCGAGGCCCUGACCGCCUGGAUCUGCCUGUGACUAUUCGCUCCAGCCAGCGACCCUUUGAAGAUCGAGAGAGGCAGGACCUGGGUAGCCCUGAGGAACGGCUACAAGACAGCAGUGACCCUGACACUGGCAGCGAGGAAGAAGGUAGCAGCCGUCCGUCUCCGCCCCACAGUCCCCGAGGUGAGACCCUGGCGGAGACGUGGACUAGAGAUUUCACCCGAAUGCAGGACAUCCCAGAGGAGACGGAGAGCCGCGAUGGGGAGCCUAUACCCUCCGAGAGCUAAGGGAGCCCCUCCCCCGUGCCUGUGCCCCACUGAAGAACAGUACUGAGGGGGCAGACCUUGGGGACUUCAUUCACCAAUGAUGAGGGAACAUUUCAAAGAACUGCUGAUUGUCCUUGCCAGCUCUUGGGAUCCUUGGAUACCUGGGGCCAUUUAAGAUGCUGGGGGAAUUAGGCCACAGUACCCCCAGGUGGCUGGCGUCCAAAAGCUACACCACAAAUGCCAGUUUCUCAUGCCUUCUUCCCUAUACUUUAGGAAAAAUUAUUUAUUUAUUGUUUAUUAGUUACAGGGGGAGCGGAGGGAUUUAUAGGACCAGGGACAUUGGAACCAAGCCAUAGGGAUCAGGGGGCCUAUCCUUUAACACUACUGGGGUAUAUCAGGCUUAACCAUCCAGCUGCUGGGUUCUAGCCCUACACCCCUCCCUAGCACCCCCAUCUCAGAGGAGAGGCUGCAGCCAUAGGACCCUACUGCCCUUAAAGGAGGGGUGGGGCAGGGCUCUGUCCCUCUGCCCUCUCCCCUCUACCACUUACCACUAUCCUCCCCUCUAUCUGUCCUACAUGGGAACACUAGGGAGACAACCUGGCUUCCUAGAGUUGACAGGAUAGAAGUGGGUAUCAUGAUGGUUUAUUAGGGUGAGGGGGAAAACUCCACAGGGACCAGAAUGUUUUGUGUUUUUUUUUUUUUCCUUUUUUGUACCAAAGCCAAUUGCACGUGUUUUAUAUUUUUAAGAAAAGAUUGUAGGUAAUUAGAGAUCGCAGCCUUCUAUCUCCACAUCUCUGAGCAGGUUGAGGGGUGAGAGAAAAAAUGACUUCUCCCUUCAUCUACAGCAGUGGGGGACAUAUACUGACUGACCUCUUUCCCAGCCAUUGGGAAAAAUGUUCCAGGAUGGUCUGGGAAAUCUCUAGGAACCCUAACCUUGUCUUCCACCUCAGCAACCAUGACCUGAAACCUCAGUGUGAAUUUUGGGAACUUCUCAAUGGACCAUCCCAUGCCCACCAGCCCCAGCCAUUUUUCUGCCAAUUUGGUUGUUUAAAAACAAAACAAAAAAAGAUCAAGCAGGGAAAAUUAAAGACCUAGAACCCCA
Otolemur garnettii (small-eared galago) is the source of this 4870-nucleotide messenger RNA. It is a transcript of the gene ARHGEF2, whose product is annotated as Rho/Rac guanine nucleotide exchange factor 2. The coding region runs from base 226 to 3789 and encodes 1187 amino acids. NCBI's taxonomy places the organism in Eukaryota, Metazoa, Chordata, Mammalia, Primates, Galagidae. The record is from RefSeq and is a predicted model, not a curated record. Gene Ontology annotation, molecular function: microtubule binding; guanyl-nucleotide exchange factor activity. The transcript is spliced from 27 exons. Gene Ontology annotation, biological process: regulation of Rho protein signal transduction; actin filament organization; positive regulation of neuron differentiation. Gene Ontology annotation, cellular component: cytoskeleton; ruffle membrane.